ACUAAUGUAUAUAUGUACGUACAUACAUACAUCCCAGAAACUGAAUAGUCAUCAUAUAGAUACUCAUACAAGAUAUCUAUAUAUAUUAGACGUGGUACCGCGAUAACGGAAUAAUUCGUAGGAUAUAGACAAGGUACGUUAACCUGUUAGGAUGCCUGUGAAAACGCACUAUCCCUCGUUAAUUGGGGCAAUCAUUUUACCAAAUGUAGGCGGAUGGAUCGGUGGCUUCGUUACCCGAAGGAACAUAAAUCCAUGGUAUCAGUCGCUAAACAGGCCAUCAUGGACGCCACCUAAUUGGGCAUUUGCUCCAAUUUGGACAACUCUUUAUUGUACAAUGGGAUAUGCUUCCUAUCGUGUAUGGAUAAACGGCGGUGGCUUUAAAAAUGCAGCAUUACCACUGUCCUUGUACGGUAUUAAUUUAAUCCUGAACUGGGCGUGGACUCCUCUCUUCUUUGGAUUGCACAACCUAAAACUGGCGCUGUAUGAGAUUAUAGUACUUUGGGGAUCGACUGCUGCUGUGGGUGUAACUUUUUUUAGAGUGGAUCGUACAGCGGGCUAUUUGAUAAUUCCAUAUUUUGUGUGGACCACUAUUGCAACAGCUUUGAACUACGUCAUCUACAGGGACAAUUAGAGCGUAAAGCUUGGUCCAGCCGGAAAACGAUCUAUUCAAUUAAAGAGGUAGUAACACGUCUACUCUUGACACCUGAGGUGUUCUAAUAAAUAUUGUCAAUUUUUACGGUUAAUAUAUGUAUAUGUGACUUUAUUCAAUGAUAUGAAAUAAACAUUGGUUAAUCAA
Molecule: messenger RNA, 796 nt
Organism: Cephus cinctus (wheat stem sawfly)
Lineage: Eukaryota; Metazoa; Arthropoda; Insecta; Hymenoptera; Cephidae
Gene: Tspo
Product: translocator protein
Exons: 3
Coding region: 152-631 (159 amino acids)
Cellular component (GO): mitochondrial outer membrane
Source: RefSeq, a predicted model, not a curated record